ACCCUCACUCUCAUAAACUCCAGAGAAAGACAUAGAGCAAACAGCCUAAUGAUAGUAAUAAUAUAAACUUUCAGCAAAUAAUCACAGGAAGCUGAUUUGCGCAGCUGCGAUCAGUUUGUCGGUUUUGCGCGCUUCUGUCCAAACUCGCUGCUGCUUUUAGCGCCGAUCAUGGAGAGCCUGAAGUUUGCGGCGGUGCUGCUGCUGGUCGUGUUGGUUCAGACCAUCAGCGCGCUGAGGGCUCCGCUUUCUACGGAGGAUGAGGAGGGACAUGUGUGGACGGUGGACAACUGGCAGGGUUACCCAGUGGAGAGAGGAUUAUCCAUCCGGCUCGCAGAUCUGAUCAAGCGGUCGAAAGCACAGCAGUUCCACGGUCUGAUGGGAAGAAGCCCGGGUGUGUUAGCAAAACUGGGCAGGAAACGAAAUAAUAAUAAUAAAGGUGAGAUGUUUGUCGGACUCAUGGGCAGAAGUUUAGGAGAAGACCUUGAUGAAGACUGGACUCCUGACUCUUUCUGAAGAGAACAACUUUAAACAAGAUU
This is a messenger RNA of Cyprinodon tularosa, 536 nucleotides long. RefSeq names its product tachykinin precursor 4 (gene tac4). The transcript has 5 exons. The record is from RefSeq and is a predicted model, not a curated record. NCBI's taxonomy places the organism in Eukaryota, Metazoa, Chordata, Actinopteri, Cyprinodontiformes, Cyprinodontidae. Bases 169 to 513 code for a protein of 114 amino acids.